This is a messenger RNA of Lactuca virosa, 1338 nucleotides long. Lineage: Eukaryota; Viridiplantae; Streptophyta; Magnoliopsida; Asterales; Asteraceae. The record is from the annotation of a GenBank genome assembly.
AUGAAGACUAUGAUAAACCUGCCCCAAAAACUCAUCCAGCUUCUAUCCUUGGAAACUGAAGAAUGCAAAGAACUAUAUCAAAAAGAGCCACAACUUUUUGACCAAUACUUUAAAGUAGCUAAAACAAAUGAACCUGAUACCGAAUCAGAACAGGAAGACAAUCCUAACAUAAACGCUGUCAAGUUCGAAUACUCAGAUAGCAACGAAGAAAUGGAAGCAGAAUCUUCAUAUAUGGCCGCAAACAGAGGCGAGAGAAAGAAGAAAAAGAACUAUGAGUUCAAAAUGCCUGUCCAUAAUGGUAUUCCAAAUAGUGGUAAAGGACCCAAUACGAUCAAUGUCCUCAAUAUUGAUUGUAUCCAGGACUUAAAACUCAGAGAAAGAGUUAUAGAAAAAUGGGUUACUGAGAUCUCACUAAUCUUACAAACAAACCCAGAUGAAUUUGGAAAUGCAAAAAAUGUCCUCCUACUUUUAGAACACAAGACUGAUGGAAUUGUGCAAAAAUUCCUUAGAAAUAAUAAUUGGAAUGAAGAAUUACAUGGAUUAGACCUUUUUGAUAAUCUUAUAAAUGUCAUUUACACUACCUUCUUAGGACUAGAUUAUGUCUCCAAUAAAGACUUCACUAUAAAUAAGAAAGUCGACAUAGCAAGAGUCUCAAUGACAAAACUCCAGUUACAUGAUAUUUGUCUCCUUGACAAAUACACAUGUAGAUAUGAAUCAUAUCUUUAUGAUAUUCCACAGAGAUGUGAAUAUUCACAAUGGAUAUCUGCUUAUCUUAUGAAAAUACCAAUCAUUGGAGAAAUCUGUACUGAAAGAUGGAAGAAAGAAGCCAUUGGAGAAAUUCAGCAAACCAGUCUUUCUUAUGCAACAAAAAUUGCAAAAGAAGAAAUUGACAGAAUAUGUCAAGACAGGUAUAAACAACAAAAGCUUAAAACUAUAAGCAAGGAUUGUUGUAAUAUUCUGUCUGAUUUCAAAGAUUUUGAUAUCGGAAGAAAAACUUAUACUAAGAAAAAGUAUAAAGAUAAAAACAAAAAGAAAUACAAAUCUUUUUGGAAGAAGAAAAAGAGAAGAUUUUCUCCAGGAAAAUACUUCAAAAAAUCUUCGAAAGAAACACCAAAAAAGAAUACUUCCUGCCCACAAGGAAAGAAAAAAUGCAGGUGUUGGAUUUGCAACGAAGAAGGACACUACGCAAAUGAAUGUCCAAAUAGGAAAAAGUACCCUGACAAGGUCAAAGUAUUACAAGCCGCUAAUAACGGAGGCUAUGAAGCUCUUGAAGAAGAAUACGACGGUACACAACAUGUUUUCAUUCUACAUGUUGAUACUAAUUCCUCGUCAUCCUAA